AUGUCCUGCUCCUUCUACGCGACCUACCAGAUCCGCCUAAGGCCACCAGAGGGCGGGCCAGCUCUGUGCCAAGGCGCGGGGACACAGCACCCUGCAGAGCCCUGCCUGGUGCCGCUCGGCAAACAAACCCAGCGACAGAUUGUGCCGCGGCUCAUUCCGGGGAAGGCCGCCAAAUCCCACCCUGCUACCCCCAACACUCCCUCCCCGCCGCCCCCUGCGGGUCCCCCUCCCGGGCGCGGGCGCUCCGCGGGGACGCUUGCGGGUCCUGCGCCGCCCGGCCCGGGCGUACGCGCCGCGCUCACAGCCCCAGCCCGACCUGCGGCCCCGAAACGGCGACCCCGAGGCCCCCCACCCAUCCCGUGCCGGGGCGCUCCCGAGUUCCGGGUGCCCUUCUCCCUGGAGCAGCUGAAGGCCGGGGUGAACCCCACCGCCGCCUUUACGAGAAGACGCUUCGGUGUCGGCCCCGCAGGGAUCUCCCCGAACGAGGCCAUGAGGGGCGCUCAGGGUUCCCCAGCCGCGCUCACCCGCACGCGGGCGGACACUCGGCGACUCAUCGGUUCGCCCACUCAGGUGCGCGGGCCAGCCCCCGCCACCGGCCCGGCUCGGGGUCUGGGAACUGAAGCGAAGGUGGAAUCUCGGAGUUCCCCCGGAGGGAGGAGCGUCCGAGGCCUGCGCUUAGGGGCCCGGGGCUGCGCGAGGAGGGGGGAGGUGACCCAGGAGCCCUUCGGGGGAGUUGGGCGGGGCGCGGCGAGGGCGAUCGAACACUGCCCUCCGGGCCCCCCAGGCAAGGAAGGGGGCCGGACUGCCGGGGGCCGGCGAGCCGCUCCGCCUCCUGGCGGCCAGGCAAGGGUUAAGCCGGCAAGCCGGGAGACGAGGGAGGAGCCAGAGAGCGCCGGGAGGAGGCGGUGGGAAGAGCAGCCUCGCCGUCCGCACUCUCGCUCGGCGAGCGGCCGGGGCGAACGGACUGACCGACGGACGGACGGACGGGCCCGCGCGCUGCCUGCACUCCCGGGGGCGCGGGACCCGGGCGUCGACGGCCAGCCCCAGCCUUCCGCGCCCCGCCGCGCCCCGUCGGGGCCGAUGGCUGCUCCCGAGGCUCGCAGCCCGGGGGGCGCGGGGUAG
This is a messenger RNA of Cervus elaphus (red deer), 1122 nucleotides long. Its product is annotated as collagen alpha-1(I) chain-like. Bases 1 to 1122 code for a protein of 373 amino acids. NCBI's taxonomy places the organism in Eukaryota, Metazoa, Chordata, Mammalia, Artiodactyla, Cervidae. The transcript has 7 exons. The record is from RefSeq and is a predicted model, not a curated record.